Molecule: messenger RNA, 4866 nt
Organism: Triplophysa rosa
Lineage: Eukaryota; Metazoa; Chordata; Actinopteri; Cypriniformes; Nemacheilidae
Exons: 2
Coding region: 115-828 (237 amino acids)
Source: RefSeq, a predicted model, not a curated record
UAAACGCACAGAUAAUUUAUUUUUAUCGGAUCACUCGCUAUUAGCCUCAGGCUGUUAGCAUUCCCAGCCUGCCUGCUUACUGCUUAACACACUGUUCUCAUUAUUACAUCAGUAAUGGCUAAUGUUUCAGAUGUGUUUGUACCUCUGUGUGCAGAUGAGGAAACGAUCGCACUUCAGUCGGAACUGUUGGCUGCGGAGAAGAAGAUCCAGGAUUUACUAGAGAAGCAGACACGGCUGCGAGAACGAAAAACGGCGUUGGAAACAUCUAGAGCUGACGCUCGUAAAUCCGCGGUAAGUUUUCAUCGCGAUUUUAAUACUCCUUCCACUUCUACUCCGCGUGUUUCUCUGCACAGAGCCCAGGCUUCGAGAACAUGGUCAGCCCAAAUGAACUUCACUCCUGCACCGGCACACCCACGGCGAAAGGCGCGAGCUAGGACUGGAGCUAUGACCCAACCGCCGCCACCGGUCUUCGAGAUCCCGACCAGGAACCGCUUUGCCGCCCUCUGUGAGACGGAAUGCAACGCUGUGGUCAUCGGAGACUCAAUCGUCCGGAACGUACGCGCUUCCUCCACUAAAGGUAAGGUGCGCACUCAUUGUUUUCCUGGCGCCCGUGUUCUUGAUGUCUCUGCGCAGGUACCUGCGAUCCUGAACGACGAUGCUAACGUCGGAGCUGUAGUGCUGCACGCGAGGGUGAAUGACGUCAGGAUGAGGCAGUCGGAGAUCCUGAAGAGGGACUUCAGGAGUCUGAUCCGAGACGGUACGCAACGCAUCGCCCACGGCGAGGAUCAUCGUAUCAGGGCCGCUUCCUACCUACCGACGAUGGAAUGAAAAGUUCAGUAGACUAUUCGUUCUAAAUAAAUGGUUGAUGUCAUGGUGUAUUGAACAGAAGCUGCUCUUUGUUGAUAAUUUUGAUCUGUUCUGGGAGCGACCUAGGCUCUUCCGCCCUGACGGCCUGCACCCCAGCAGCAUCGGAGCGGUUCUUCUGUCUGACAACAUCUCAAAGACGCUACGCACCGCUUGACUACGUCUCCCAGUGGGAGAGAUUCCGCCAGGCCCAGAUGAACGUCAUAUGCCCAUCCACAACUAGAGAUUACGCCAGCUACAUCGGAAAAUCCCGUGCCAUCCUCCUGCGAGAGCCUGCGGACUGACUGACCAUCCAGCUCCAUCCAAGGCAAUUCCAUCACCACCCAAGAAAAAGGCGACCAUCUGGCCGGCCCAGCUCAGACAAUUCCAUCCCCAACCGAGAGCAAAGACGGACUGCCUGUCACAUAAAUGCUAAAUUUACAAUACUUGGUAUUUAAUGCUAAACUUACAUCACACGACAGCAGUUUGAAGUUAUGGCUGCACUCAGUGACUUUGAUUGGAGGUACCUGGGUGGGUGUUGUAGGGAGUGGGGGGGCUUGUUGGUUGUGGUUAGGGGCGUUUCAUUUGUUGGGACUGUGUGGGUCUGGUCUGGUUGGUCUUGUUUUGUGGUCGAUGUUGGACAACAGAGGAAUAAAGUUAAUUAUGCCAUUACUACUUUUCCCUGGUUGUCCCUCUGUUGUCUGUUGUUGAUCACGGAAUGGGACCGGGUUGGACCUGCACGGUUUCGGCGGGUGGGGCUUCCUUGGUCGCAGCUCGUGGGCUCUCCCUGUUCUUCGUGGACGUUGCUCGGUGGCUUUGGUCGGGGUCACUGAGUGCAGCUAUGACAUGUCAGAGGAGAUCUGGCCCUCCCGGCUGAGCCUGGUUUCUCCCGAGUUUUUUUUUCCUCCAUUAUUCAGCAUUGGAGUUUGGGUUCCUCGCCACAGCAGAGCAGUGCAGUGUUGGCUUGCUCACCGGGAGACUGCAUUUAUUUAUUUAUUCAUUUAUUUAUUAGAAAUUAUUUAUUAUAAUGAUCUUGCUUGGUCUGUAAACACCAUGCACUGUGCUGUGUUUUACCUUUCUGUGUUUUUCUUAUUUGCUCCUGUAAAGCUGCUUUGGAACAAUGCACAUUGUGAAAAGCGCUAUAUAAAUAAAAUUGAAUUGAAUUGAAUCUCGGAAAAGUCAAACGGAGCGCUUUGGCCACAAUGGCCAGAUAUUUGUUCUUAUUAUCCAAUCAAACUCCAAACAUGCUGUUUUGGAGAGUGGAACUUCUUACAUUGCAAUAAAAAGGAUUUACAUUUUUCAAAUUGCAACCACGCCCACAAGACUACAUGGGUUGAUCGUUUGUUGUUGCUGCAGCAUAGCCAAGCUCAUACCGCUGCAAUCUUAGGCAGCUGCCCGGGAUGUGUGCGCUCACUGCCUGUGUUUUUGCCUGCUAUGCCUCCACUGUUUGCGCUCACUCCCAGCGUUUGCUGUUGGUGCUUUUACCCACAGUGUGCUUAGUGCACACUCGCUGCUAGCUGCCCCACUAUGCGCGCUGGCUUCGAGCGUUUGUGGGUGCAUAUACAUUUAAUAUAUUAGACAUGUAUACAAUUUUUAUAAAGAACGUUUGUGGGUCUUAAAGUAUCGACUUCCUUGUCAGGGAGCUAUCAAUCAAAAACUCACUAGCCAAUCAGCGUAAAGCGGCCAUAAGUCCUGCCUACACGUGAGAUUUGUGCCAGAAAGGCGAACGAAAAAUUGAGAAGCGUAAACGAAAACUCGGAAAGCGCAAAUGAAAAAUCUAGCAGCAAAUUCAAAACUAUUAUUUGCAAAAACGAAACUUAGAAAAUUUUUAAGAAAAAUAGCAGUUUAUUUGAAAAUCAUGUCACAUUCUUGCAAUUGAGUUUAUUGUUUUCAUUAUCAAAGUGUUUUUUUUCUUUCUCAUUGUAUAUUUUUGUUCGUUUUUUAAAAGUUUGCGUUCAUUUUUAUUGGCACAAAAGGAAUCCCAUAGACUCCACCUAUUUGUGGAUUGUGCGCACGUCUUGACCUUAGAAAUGUUUCAAAAUCCACAAAUGCACAGAGAGCCAUCCACAAAUGUGUGCACUGAUCCACAAAUGUGUGCAGCGAUUCACAAAUGCACAGAAAUCGAUCCACAAAUGUGCAGAAAGCGAUCCACAAAUGAAACUCUCUAUAUUUAUUUGCGGAUCAUAGUUUAUUUAUUCAGAAUAAUGCAACAAUUCUGAUCCCAUAUUUACACGACAUUGUCAUCUCUGUGUAAACUGAGACACACGCUGACGUCAUGUGCAUGCGUAUUAAGUGUUCAGUAUAGGCAUGCGCGAGUAUUCCCAAAACAAUAAUGAUGUCCUAGAGGACUGCACUGAAAAAAAUGAUACUUUAACGAACUUAAUUAAAUUAUGGACAGUGGUUCCACACAACAGAAAUAUGUUAUCUCUACUCAAAUGCUUAAUGUAUGAUGAACUAAACUGAACUGAGUAAACUUAAACAACCAUGUCCAAAUAAUGUCCAAAUAACUUGAAUCAAAUAAGUUCAUCCUACUAAAAGUAUUUAAGUAUCUAAAAGUAGAGAUAACAUUUUUCCAUUAUGUGGAACCACUGCCCAUAAUUGAAUUAAGUUAGUUCAAGGUAAGAUAUUAGCAGUUAUUUUUAACACACUAAAUAAGCUAAAUAAAGCUCGUAUUGUUAGCCAGAAGUUGGUUUUCUUAAACUUUCGGCAUACCCCAAGUACUUGCUUUUUUAUUUAAGCAAUUUUAAAUCUGGUUAGUAGGUCCUCAACCCAAGCACAUGCUCUACACUUUACCACAAUGGUAACCCCCCAAAAGCAUUAACAUACCAGAAACUCUUUUAAAUACAAACAUAAAAGAGUAUUAAACAUGAACAAAUAUCCCCGUUUCAUCAUUUUGAUAAAAUAUGUAUAAAAUAACAUUUAUUGCAACUUUUACUCUUCCUAUUCAGCCCCGUGCAAAGCAUGAUGGGAAGUGGAAACCUUGUCCCUAGUUAAUAACGCUACUUUAAUUAACUAAAUUAAUUUAUGUUGUGUUAACUUGAUUCAUUUGAGUAAAUUGAACAAGCACCAAAUAUGAUUUUGAUCUACUUGAUUGAAACAUGUUAAUAUAAAAUGUAAACAUUUAGUUAAGCCAAAGCAUUACUGUUUUUAGUCUGUUUAACACAAUGCAAUUGUGUUUGAACAUAAAACCUAAUACAAUGGUGUUAAAACAAAAUUAAUUGUUUAAAUAAAGUGAACAGUAUCAUAAAAUCAUUUUUUGAGUGUGUAUGUUUGUGCUACGCAACAUAAUCAUUCAAGUUUCUCCAGCAAAGAGUAGAUUUUGCACCCCUACGACCAGCGGAAACAUAUUAGCUGUGUCUCAUUUCAGAAAGAUGUGUACUAUUUCAGAAGGCUGCGUCCUCCAGAGGUCUUCUCCUUCAGAGGAUACGGUACACAGAGGAUCCUCAAUUUAUAAUUAAACGAGAUGUCCUUCGCAGGACAUACUGGCUGGAAAGGAAACAGGAAGUACCACUUUGCUAUGGCAACACAUUGCGCUCUCACACCUGUCAAAUUCAUUAAAAUGAUUUUGACAUCUUAAACAAUGCCAGAAGAGUUAAACAAAUUUACCAUUUCUUGCCUUACUGUUUUAAACGUUAAAGAAAAUCACUAAACACUUUUAAUCUCAUUUACUAUGCUUGCUGAGGUAAAAAUACGUAACACAAAUUGUGAACUGUUUAUUUGUUAACUGUUAACUGUAAUCUGUUACAUUUGAUUGAAUGUGCUGCUGUUUAUUCAAAUAAAAGACAAUGGGUGACUCAAAUAAUUGUGGGUUAUCCUCUGAAUUCCUGUGAAGGGUGCAUUCAGAGUGUUCUACCUGCUUUUAUGAAAAGAGACAGUCUCGGUGACGUAGCAGCCUUCAAAAGUGACCUCCAGAGGAUGCAGCCUUCCGAAACGAAACACAGCUAUUAUUUACAAUUACUGCACAGGUGCAUCGUGUUUCUUCACAAAGUGACAUCGCCAACUAGUGGCCUGGUAUACAUAAUA